Drosophila mauritiana is the source of this 1118-nucleotide messenger RNA. RefSeq names its product formylglycine-generating enzyme. The record is from RefSeq and is a predicted model, not a curated record. Lineage: Eukaryota; Metazoa; Arthropoda; Insecta; Diptera; Drosophilidae. Gene Ontology annotation, cellular component: endoplasmic reticulum. The transcript has a single exon. The coding region runs from base 5 to 1036 and encodes 343 amino acids.
AAAAAUGGCCACACUGCUCGUUAAGAUGACAACAAUUACAAUACUCCUCUUUAUUUGGAUAAUUUUAUUCAAUGACGUUACCAGCGACUGUGGCUGCCAAAAGUUCGACCGGAAGACCACGGAUACGCGGUCCAUUUCCGGACAAGUGUGCCAGAAACGAGCACAGGGUGCACACAGCCACUACCGGGAUUACUAUGGCGAACUGGAGCCAAAGAUUGCGGACAUGUCACUUCUUCCGGGAGGCACGGUUUACAUGGGCACCGACAAACCGCAUUUUCCGGCCGAUCGCGAGGGUCCGGAAAGGCAGGUCAAGCUGAAAGACUUCUACAUCGACAAGUACGAGGUUUCCAACGAAGCUUUUGCGAAGUUUGUUCUGCACACCAACUACACCACGGAGGCUGAGCGAUAUGGCGACAGUUUUCUGUUCAAGAGCCUUUUGAGCCCAUCCGAGCAGAAGAACCUAGAGGACUUCCGAGUGGCGAGCGCUGUCUGGUGGUACAAAGUGGCCGGCGUGAACUGGCGACGUCCAAAUGGCGUGGACAGCAAUAUAGACCACUUAGGCCGACACCCGGUAGUGCACGUAUCGUGGCGCGAUGCUGUGGAGUACUGUAAGUGGGCCGGCAAGCGGUUGCCCAGCGAGGCGGAGUGGGAGGCGGCUUGCAGGGGCGGCAAGGAGCACAAACUGUUUCCCUGGGGCAACAAGCUGAUGCCAAGGAACGAGCAUUGGCUGAACAUCUGGCAGGGAGACUUUCCCGAUGGCAACCUGGCUGAAGAUGGGUUUGAGUACACCAGCCCGGUGGAUGCCUUCCGACAGAAUAUGUACGACCUGCACAACAUGGUGGGCAACGUGUGGGAGUGGACGGCAGAUCUGUGGGACGUAAAUGACGUUAGCGAUAAUCCAAAUCGGGUCAAGAAGGGCGGUUCUUAUCUGUGUCACAAGUCUUACUGCUACAGGUACAGGUGCGCUGCACGCUCACAGAACACAGAAGACAGCUCGGCCGGUAACCUGGGUUUUCGGUGCGCCAAGAAUGCGUGAGUUGUCAUCGUGUCAUUCCGCACAGCUCUUUCUCCUUUUAUAAUAUAUUUAAUACAAAUACAUCAAAUUAGCCGAAUAUAAA